AUGGCCGUGCCACCCCCCGCCCACCCCCGCCGCCUCCUGCCCCUCUCCCUGGGGCUCUUCCAGGGUGCCCUGCUCCUCUUCUUCGCCUUCUUCAUCACCUAUGAUGAGCCCUCGGCGCAGGCAGAAGAUGCCAACUUGGUGGCCAACCAGCUCUCCGGCAUCUUCCCCCUCUUCCAGGACAUCCAGGUGAUGCUGGUGGUGGGGCUGGGGCUCCUGCUGACGUUCCUGCCCCGCUACGGGCUCAGCGUCCUCACCCACAACUUUCUCCUGCUCAACUUCUCCGCACAAUGGGCACUGGUGCUGCAAGGCUUGCUCCAUCGCUUCCACCACGGCCGGGUCCACCUGGACCUUCGCAACCUCCUCACCGCCGAGUUCGCCGCCGUGACGGUGCUCAUCUCCGUGGGGGCCAUCCUGGGGAGGACGAGCCCCUGCCAGCUCCUCAUCGUGGCCACCUGUGAAAUCCCCGUCUACCUCGCCAGUGAGUGGGCCAUCGUCACCUGUCUGGGUGUUCUGGACAUGGGGGGCACCAUCACCAUCCACAUCUUCUCCUGCUAUUUCGGCCUUGGCGUGUCCAAAGCUCUGUUCGGGGCGGCACAUCGGCCGGUGCACCCCAAGGAGACCACGACACCCCACUCCGACCUUCUGUCGCUGGUGGGGACGCUCAUCCUCUGGGUUUUCUGGCCCAGCUUCGUGGCUGUCCUCUGCCAACCGGGAGAUGCCCAGCACCGUGCCAUCCUGAACACCUUCCUGGCCAUGAGCGCCAGCGCCGUGACCACCGUGGUGGCCUCCAGCCUGCUGGAGAGGGACAGCAAGCUCAGCCCCGGCCACCUACAGAACGGCAGCCUGGCCGGUGGAGUGGCCAUCGGCGCGGUGGCUGACAUGGCCGUGCCGCCGGUGGCCGCUCUUGCCCUAGGCAACCUCUCGGCCGUGGCGUGCGUCCUCGGCUUCAAGUUCCUCACCCCGCUCCUGGCAAGGAAGGUCGCGCUCCAGGACCAGUGCGGCAUCCACAACCUCCACGGCUUGCCCGGCAUCCUCGGCGGCGCAGCCAGCGCCGUGGCCAUCCUGGUGGCAUCCGAGGACACCUCCGGAUGGUGGGGGGACCGCGGGGCGGGCGGGCAAGCGCUGUGCCAGGCAGUGGGGCUAGCGGUGGCCGUCGGUGGCUCGCUGCUCGCCGGGCUGCUCACCGGUGCUGCGCUUCGGCUGCCCUGCCUGGCCCAGCCACCCGAGCGGCUCUGCUUCGACGACUCACUGUAUUUUAAGAUCCAGGAUCAGGCCGAGAGCCCGGGGCCAGGCGGCACCGCCGAGGAAGGAGCCUUGGCUCUGAAGGAGCGGGUUUAG
Harpia harpyja (harpy eagle) is the source of this 1338-nucleotide messenger RNA. Its product is annotated as ammonium transporter Rh type A-like. Gene Ontology annotation, molecular function: ammonium channel activity. Gene Ontology annotation, biological process: ammonium transmembrane transport; ammonium homeostasis. The transcript has 2 exons. Lineage: Eukaryota; Metazoa; Chordata; Aves; Accipitriformes; Accipitridae. Bases 1 to 1338 code for a protein of 445 amino acids. Gene Ontology annotation, cellular component: plasma membrane. The record is from RefSeq and is a predicted model, not a curated record.